GCCGAGCACACGCUAGCCGCGCCGUUUAGUGGAGUCGUGUUUAAAUUUUUUUCAGUGUUCCACUCCAGCCAGAGUUUUUGCCGCCAAACGUCAACGAUGCAGAACGUUAUAAGACUGACCGGUCUACUACUGUUAGUAGUAGUUUCGUGCGUGACUGCCGCAUCGUCCGCAAACGACAACCUUACUCUUGGCAAGAAAGACCCCACCACCCAUGAGCUCCUCAGCUCGCUAGGCAUGAAGAAACUCCGAAUUCCCGCCGCGCACCACAGAAAGAGACUCGCGGAGCAAGGGAGACGGCAUGCGACCGGAGACUCCCGGAUGUACGUCAUCAAACUUCCGCCCAACACCAACUACUAUAGCCUGGUAGACCCGGCACCUGCCGCGGCCAGGACCCUCCCGCUACAGAUGACCAGCAACGGCAAACCCGCUAGGGUCUACCACUGGAAUCUUCCGGUGCUCAGUAAAUUAGCGAAGAGCAGACCCCAGGCUAGGCUGGCUGAUGAUGACGUAGUCAACGUAGAAAGCACUCCGACAUGGCCGAAAGGGCAUCCUAAUUCUCUGGAGGCGCUGGCUUAUUACGUGCCAUCCAAAAAGUCUUCCUUCAGAAAGUAUUACUCUGGCAACGGUAAGCCAAAGUCCUUUUAUGUGCUGGAAAAAAACAAAAACUCGGCUGAAUACCACAGGUUGUUGCCAUAAUUUUGUAAAAAAUAAAAACAACAAAUACAUAAAUAACCAUUUG
Messenger RNA from Aricia agestis (brown argus), 739 nucleotides. RefSeq lists its product as uncharacterized. NCBI's taxonomy places the organism in Eukaryota, Metazoa, Arthropoda, Insecta, Lepidoptera, Lycaenidae. The coding region runs from base 97 to 696 and encodes 199 amino acids. The record is from RefSeq and is a predicted model, not a curated record. The transcript has 2 exons.